Messenger RNA from Oryza brachyantha (malo sina), 2318 nucleotides. RefSeq lists its product as uncharacterized. Lineage: Eukaryota; Viridiplantae; Streptophyta; Magnoliopsida; Poales; Poaceae. The coding region runs from base 211 to 2172 and encodes 653 amino acids. The transcript has a single exon. The record is from RefSeq and is a predicted model, not a curated record.
UCCUAGGGCAAGUCGUCUCCGCUCACGCACGCCACCCAAAAUUCCCAAUUUCCCGUAGCUUCCUCUCUCGACUUCCUCGGCGCCGCCCCGCGGCGGCGGCGGGCCGGCGGUUCGAGCAGGCGAGGCAUUACUCUCGGUCCCGCGAUUCAGGCCUCUCUCUCUCUGAUCGGCCUCGUCGCCGGCGGCGGCGCGACCGCUGAUGCGGCGCCCAUGGCCGCGGGGGUGCUCUCCUACCUGCGGAGCGUGUGGCCGAUCUCCGCCCUCCUGAAGGAGGACGACCUGCGCGCGUCCGCGCGGCUGAUGCGGGGCCUCCCCGUGCCGGAGGAGACGAAGCAGUUCGUGCUCGCGCUCCGCGAGCCCGACUCGCGGGGCGUGAUAUACAUCCUCGCGGCGCAGAACCUGUCCGAGCGGUCGGCCUCCGACGCCGACAGCUUGAUCAGGCAGGUGCGCCCCAGGGUCGUGGUCACCCAGGUGGCACACACGGCGGCCGACGACGUCCGGGUCGAGGAGGAUUGCCUGGAAGGAGGCGGGGCCGCCGGCGUGCCGGCUUCCCCGUUCCAGGUGAUCAAGAGGUGCGUCACGGAGAAGAGGAGCAAGGAUCAGUACGUCAAGGCCGCGGCGUGCCAGGUCUUGCAGGAGAUUUUCGGGGUCGGGUUCUACGGCCAUCUCUUGGCUGCAAAGAGAGCCGCCGAGGAGGCUGGGUCAUGUUUUCUUUUGCUCGAGUCUCCUUAUGAAAGGAGUUGCAAUGGCGGUGCAUCGGGUAGCCAAACUACUAUGGAAGAAAGCUCAGGUCAGCAAUUGGCGAGCAGCUGCUCGCUCUCUCAAAGUGCCACAGAUUGUGACACAUGUGGACAGGUACAGGGUAGCUGCUUGCUUGCCCAGAGUACCACUUCAAUUGUAAGCUCACGCGUUAGAAAGAUAUGCCUUAUGGAUGACAUUGGGGGACAACUCGUGAAGUCGCUAGUGCCUAGCGUUAAUCUGUUGAUGUCUGAAGCUAUCUCUUCUGAUGGUGUUUCAGAGUGCAAACGGACUGAAUGCAUGCCAGCAAACAGAUACAAGGUUCCACCUUUUGCAGAGUCUGUUUAUCCUUUGCUUGCUGAUCUUUAUGAUAUAUUUGUGGACAUCCCAUCAAUUGGGAAAGCUAUGGCUUCUGCUCAGGAAUUGCUCAAACAAGUUCAUGAUGGGAAGCCAAUUACCAGUGAAAUGCUGUCUGAUGUGUAUGUAUUUAGAAUCGCAAUAGAAGCCCUCAGGAUAGGUUUAAACAACGCUGGAAGAAGCCACAUUGACACCAGAGACAAUCAUGGUUCAAAAGCAUUAGAUUUUUCAGAACUCAGUUCUGAGGAGAAGUGCCAUAUCCUUCUUGUGCAAGCCCUCAGAAGCCAGCUAAGGGAGUCUGGUUCUGUGGUUGCUAUAGUCGAUGCUAGUUGCUUAGCUGGAAUAAGGAGACACUGGGACACCCCUGUUCCUCCAGAGAUUGCACAGUUAGCCAGCAGUUGCUUCAAGCAUUACAGCAAUGGAAAUGAUAGUGAGGAGAAUGAGGUUCUAUCAGUUGACAACACAGAUAAAAAGAGGUGGGUAGCUGAUAAACCUGUGGUCGUAGUUGGUGCAGGAGGAACAGCUCUUCUGGGAUUUUCAUCUUUGUCAAAAACUGUGCAUGCAUCUGCUUUUCUUAAGUUGGCUCCAUAUAAAACACCGAUGAUCUUGAAGUAUGGCUUGAUACAGCUGCAAAGGCAUGCUGCCAUUGUGUUAAGCAAGGUCCUGUCAAAUGGUGUUUUUGGUGCUAGUUCGAAGGCAUCAGUUUUACAACUGACAGCUUCAUCAGAGAAAAUUCGAGCAGUUACGCACACUGUAAUUUCAUCAGCGAAGAGAACUAGCUUGAUGGCUAUGCGAACUUCAUUCUAUGAAAUAAUGCAGAAGAGGCAAAAGCAACCUUUCAGGAUCACUCCUUGGGCAACAUUCGGUUGCAGCAUGGCUGCAUGUGCUGGUCUCCUGAUGCAUGGAGAUGGGAUUGAAUGUGCUGCUGAGGCCGCACCGUCCGUUCCCAUGAUUGCUACUCUGGGACGUGGUCUUGAGAGCCUACGCCUCACAUCCCAGGAAGUGAGGCAAACAAGGGGCCAACAUGUGAAGGAAGCUUUGGGAGGGUUGAUGAGUAACUUAAAGAAAGCAAAAUAAAGGCACACCAAAGUAUAACUGAGACUGUAUAGAUUUUCAUCAUGCAAUUUUGUUGUUAGAUAGCGUUUUUUGUUACCUUCUGUACAGUGCAUUCUUCUUGCUUUUACUGAUAUAAUGGAAUUCCCAAAAUGUGUUUUGGGCAGUUC